AUGACUACCAAUUUGUGCUCUGUUAGGAAAGUUAAUGCGUGUGCUGAGAAGGGUAACAAAUACUGGCGAUUUUCAACCACUUCGACCUGUUCUUUAAAGAGACGGAGAAGGGAGGAAUAUCAGAGCUUUCCACGAAAAUCGGCGAAGAAACGUCGAAAUACUCAAAACGCUCGUGUUCAACAGAAGCCCAGCAGGACUUCAAAAAGCUACGAUAGAGCAAAGAGAAAGCAAAAGCUGCUUAAAAGAGAUGAGAACUCACGAAAGCGUGAAACUUACAGGAAAAGUCAGGCAGCCAAAGAAAGAGGUAACUUUCCAACUUGCCAGGCGCUUAAUCGACUUGACCGACAGUGUAAAUCAAAGGCUCUUGACCAGAGCGACUUCUGCAAAAUUCAUCAGUUUCAUGACAGCACCUCUGGACAGGUUCAGUGUCUGGGAAUUAACAAACGAUUCAAACAAUGUAUUAAAAGCAUUCCAAUAGAUGAGAAAUAUUGUAAAUUUCACAUGAGUAAGAAACAGUCUCAGCUUAAAUUGAUUUCUUUCAAAAAAUAA
Molecule: messenger RNA, 549 nt
Organism: Pocillopora meandrina
Lineage: Eukaryota; Metazoa; Cnidaria; Anthozoa; Scleractinia; Pocilloporidae
Source: the annotation of a GenBank genome assembly